AUGUCUAUCGAUCAGCUUCUGGCUGCUGCAACGAUGCACACCAUGAAAGCUCAUAACAACACCCUCAUUACGCUGUUCGACAAACAAGAUUCUUCAGUUAAACACCUUCAAACAAGACUAGAUGAAGUGAAUCGUCGCGUCACAGCAGGCAAUAACCUUCUUUCAGCGCUAGUGAGAUCAACACGUGCAAACUGGUUACUGCAGCUUGGACACGAUCUGAAGGCCCUUAUGCUCAAGAUUGUAGCCGUCAAUCUCGUCACAUAUGCUGCUGUUGACAAGAUACAAGCUUCUGUCUUGGACAUCCAGCUCGUCUUGCCUACACUGACACGCCCAAUCUCGGAUCCGCGUAUAUUCUACCUCGAGGAUGCGAUCGGUCGGGUGAGUACCAUCACUUUAGACUUUAUCACAUCGUGGGAUGCACUUCUAGCUGUUCUGGAGGUGCGAUUCCAGGGUAAACCAGGUAUUAAGAAAGUACUCAAGAAAGAGUAUGUCUUGCAAAAUCGCGCAACCGGCAAAGAUGUCAACGCCAAGCAGAAGUGGGAGACUGUCUUUCGCCCUGGUCUGUGGUUCGACAUGGACAUGAUUUUUCAGAAGUCCGAUGGCGGCGAUUCAGAGGGUUCGCUAGGAACCAAAUGUAUCAGGUGUCACGCACAAUCUGAGCAGCCAAGGGGACUUGGUAGCACAUGCUUACAUUGCAAGCACGUGCUUCGAAUAGUCGACAUCACAGAUGAGGCUAGUGCCACAACGUUUGCACCAGAAGCCCCAGAUUCUCUCGUAACAGCACCACCAGUCAAGUCAGAGCGACGUAUCGUGCAUCCUGUACCGCCUUCGGGAUCAGGAAAACGUAAGAGAGAUGACGAUCCGGAUGAAGAGCCUGCAAACUUCAAUCGCGUGAGACUAAUCAAACCGAAGAAGCGUCGGCUGAACAAAGACCUGCCAGAGCAGGCCUCAAGUACCGAGAAACGCAAGCAGGAAGACUUAAUGGAAAUCGAUGUUCCAAAUGGCUCAUCGAAGCGCCACAAAUACGAAGACUCACAGGUGGAUCGUUGCGAGCAGGGCCAUUCGGCCAAGACUUACCUUCAAAAGCAACAGCAGCAGAGCGAGAUGAAAGCAUGGACAUCAUCGCAGCCAAUGACGGAUUUCAAUAGAUCAUCAGGUAGAGAGAACCCGAGCUCAUUUACGACUUACCGAGAUGGAAAAGAAGGCCCGAGUUCUAGAAGCUCUCCACCGAAGAGAAGCCCUUCAAAUCUGCCAAAGUCCGACGUGGCACGCAAAAGAUCCGUUGCAACGGAAGAGGACGCAAUCCGAGCAGGUAUACCUUCUGGGUAUUCGUACCGCAAUUGGGACCCAGAAGAGGAGCCAAUCAUGCUACUCGGUAGUGUCUUCGACGCGAAUUCGCUAGGGAAAUGGAUUUACGAUUGGACCGUCUUUUUCUAUGGCCCUACGACGCCCUUGGCGGAAAUGGCUGGCGAAUUUUGGCUGCUCUUGAUCCAGCUUGCGGGAAAGACAAAACGUGCUGAAGACAUAAUAGCAAAAAUCUUGAAAAAAGAGAGCCAGGAAAUUGUGGAGGACUUUUUGGUGUCAGCUGAACGGAUAUGGGUGCGUUUCACAAAGCUUCUGAAAAUCUGCGAGGACUAUAUGUGGAAAGCUGCAAAGGAGGAGGCUGGCAACAAGAAGCCCGUGUCUAUGGGUAAAAAUUCGGGUCGUGAAUUUGUGGAAUCCCUGUUUGGGAAAGAUCGUGAGCUGGAAAAGACGGAGGAACUAAUGAUGCGCAUGCGUUUGUGGUCUAUGAGGUUUGACUGUAAUUGCGAGGAUAUACUGAGAUACCCAAGGGCUUAG
Molecule: messenger RNA, 1839 nt
Organism: Alternaria postmessia
Lineage: Eukaryota; Fungi; Ascomycota; Dothideomycetes; Pleosporales; Pleosporaceae
Exons: 3
Coding region: 1-1839 (612 amino acids)
Source: RefSeq, a predicted model, not a curated record